This is a messenger RNA of Mucor mucedo, 732 nucleotides long. RefSeq lists its product as uncharacterized. The record is from RefSeq and is a predicted model, not a curated record. Gene Ontology annotation, cellular component: late endosome membrane; Golgi apparatus; ER to Golgi transport vesicle membrane. Bases 42 to 692 code for a protein of 216 amino acids. Gene Ontology annotation, molecular function: SNAP receptor activity; SNARE binding. Gene Ontology annotation, biological process: endoplasmic reticulum to Golgi vesicle-mediated transport; vesicle fusion. Lineage: Eukaryota; Fungi; Mucoromycota; Mucoromycetes; Mucorales; Mucoraceae. The transcript has 6 exons.
UUCCUUUUAUUAUUAUUUUAUUUUUUAAUACAAUUUAACCAAUGAAUUCCUUAUAUAACACUGCUUUGAAGCAGAGUCAUGCGCUUCAAAAAGACUUGGACAAAUUUCAAUCAGGGCAAGACGUCUCGGCUGGUUUACAAGGACAAAUCUCUGCAUCUUUUAAUGCUUUGCAAAGACAUAUUGAUGACUAUGAGAGCUUGGCCAAGAGGGAACUAAUUGAAGUAAAAAAGGAAACAGCCUUAACGCGAGUUGGGAAAUUCAGACACGAUUUACAGGACAUGAAGCUUAGAUUUGAAGCUACUAAGAAACAACAAGAGAUAGUACAGAAUGACCAAAACAGAGAUAGUUUAUUAAGAAGAUCGAACAGACUUAAUUCUAAUAUGCCAGAACAUCCAUAUCAGCCUUUAUCUCGAGAUGAAUUUGCAAUUCGUGAACAAUCAUUUGCAAGAAAUACGGAUUCACAAUUGGAUGAGUUUAUUGGACAAGCACAAACAUUAUUGGAAAACCUGACAGAUCAACAUAGCAUUUUAAAGAAAACACAAAAGAAGAUACUGGACACAGCUAAUUAUUUAGGAGUAUCUCAAAAUACGAUUCGUUAUAUUGAAAGAAGAUCAGCACAGGAUAAAUGGAUAUUCUAUGGUGGUAUGAUCCUUACUGUGUUAAUUAUAUGGGCAAUUAUUCAUUACAUUUAGUAUUACUGUCCAAAAUAAACUUUUUUUAUUAUACGUUUAA